Boleophthalmus pectinirostris (great blue-spotted mudskipper) is the source of this 2864-nucleotide messenger RNA. It is a transcript of the gene bmpr1bb, whose product is annotated as bone morphogenetic protein receptor, type IBb. Gene Ontology annotation, molecular function: ATP binding; SMAD binding; transforming growth factor beta receptor activity, type I. Gene Ontology annotation, biological process: BMP signaling pathway; dorsal/ventral pattern formation; cellular response to growth factor stimulus. The record is from RefSeq and is a predicted model, not a curated record. The transcript is spliced from 14 exons. NCBI's taxonomy places the organism in Eukaryota, Metazoa, Chordata, Actinopteri, Gobiiformes, Gobiidae. Gene Ontology annotation, cellular component: plasma membrane; signaling receptor complex. The coding region runs from base 549 to 2171 and encodes 540 amino acids.
AGGUGGGAGCUGUGCGCGCAGACGACACAUUAGUCCAGCCUCAAACUGCCCGGGCUAUUACACUUUGGGAAACUAGAACUACACGAUGCAACUCAUGCGAUUCAAGACACUACGCUAGGAAUCGAGACAAGCUGGGAACUUUUCGAGUGUCUCAACAAGAGGAAGUGGGGAUGAAUGAGAAUGAGAAGAUUGGGUGUCACAAUGCCUUCUAGUUCUGUUCUUCUGACUUUUUAUGACUUUGGAGAGGUCAAAGGGCACCGGGAGCCGAACCCUUGAGGCGGUCUCCGUGGAAACACGCUGACAGGGGAGCUUUGUGAUGUGAUAGACAAGCGGCAGGAUGAUAAUGAUGAUGAUGAUGAUGAUGACGCUGCAGUGAGAAAGGAGCUGGCUUCGCAUAGAUCACUAUCAGUGUCUUAGGCUGUCUGUCAGUGGAGAGAGGAGCACACUCAGCUCUCUGGCUCUGUGCAAGCCGAGGAUAUAAGGUGUCCACUUGGAGGAUCUAAAGAAGGAGAGGAGAGGCAGAGCGUGUUGGUACGGAGAGAGGGGGCAUGAUGCUGGUCGGGUGGCAGCCAUGGGACCUGGCCUGGCAGGCAACGCUGCUCUUCAUUGGACUGGCAUCUCUCAACUGUGGAAUAGAAGCUAACCUGUUGGAUGCCAUGCUGCUGAGGAAUGGCUGGAAAGGAGGAAAAGAGAAGAGGAUAGAGGAAAGCAGUGUUGCCACAACCGUGUCAUCCAAGAACAUGCUCUGGUGUCACUGCAACCACCACUGUCCAGAAGAUUCCUUCAACAACACCUGCAUGACGGAUGGAUACUGCUUCACCAUGGUGGAGGAGGAGGAGGGGGGCAUGGCAGUUGUCACGUCGGGUUGUUUAGGCCUCGUAGGCUCAGAGUUUCAAUGCAGAGAUAUGUGGAAUGGGCGUCUGAGGAAAACCCUGGAGUGCUGCACAGACCGUGACUACUGCAACAGAGAUUUACAUCCUACUCUGCCCCCCAUCAGCACGUCCGAAUACAUGGACAGCAGUAUCCAGUACAUGGCCCUGUGCAUUUCAGUCACAGUCUGCAGCAUCAUCCUGGGUCUCAUUCUUCUCUUUUGCUACUUCAGAUACAAGAGGCAGGAGUCCCGGCCACACUACAGUAUAGAUUUGGAGCAAGAUGAGACCUACAUUCCACCAGGGGAAUCACUCAAGGACCUUAUAGAGCACUCCCGCAGCAUGGGCUCAGGGUCAGGCUCAGGACUCCCUCUACUGGUGCAACGUACAAUCGCCAAACAGAUUCAGAUGGUGAAGCAGAUCGGAAAAGGCCGCUAUGGAGAAGUGUGGAUGGGCAAGUGGAGAGGGGAGAGGGUGGCCGUCAAAGUGUUCUUUACCACAGAAGAAGAAAGCUGGUUUAGAGAGACGGAAAUCUACCAGACCUUUCUGAUGAGGCAUGAUAAUAUACUGGGUUUCAUUGCCGCAGACAUUAAAGGCACUGGUUCGUGGACUCAGCUGUACCUCAUCACGGACUAUCACGAGAAUGGAUCUUUAUACGACUACCUCAAGUCUAAUACUUUAGACAUGAAGGCACUGCUCAAACUGGCCUAUUCUUCCAUAUCAGGCCUGUGCCACCUCCACACAGAGAUCUACGGCACGCAGGGCAAGCCAGCCAUCGCCCACCGAGACCUCAAGAGCAAGAACAUCUUGGUCAAGAAGAAUGGAUUCUGUUGCAUAGCAGAUUUGGGCCUAGCAGUAAAAUUUAAUAGUGACACAAAUGAAGUGGACAUUCCUCUAAACCUAAGGGUGGGCACCAAGCGCUACAUGCCCCCUGAGGUGUUGGAGGAGACUCUAAACAGGAGCUACUUUCAGUCCUUCAUGAUGGCUGACAUGUAUAGCUUUGGGCUCAUUCUAUGGGAGAUGGCUCGGCGUUGCAUUUCUGGAGGCAUUGUGGAGGAGUACCAGCUGCCCUAUCAUGACCUGGUGCCCACUGAUCCUUCCUAUGAGGACAUGAGAGAAGUGGUCUGCAUCAAGAAACAAAGACCAUCCUUCGCCAACCGCUGGACCAGUGAUGAGUGUCUGCGUCAGAUGGGGAAGCUGAUGUCAGAGUGCUGGGCUCAUAACCCGGCCUCUCGCCUCACUGCGCUGCGGGUGAAGAAGACUCUGGCCAAGAUGUUAGAGACUCAAGACAUCAAACUGUGACAAACUGUCCAAAGACAUUCUCCCAUCAGCACAGACUAGUCACUGCCACCGGCCACUCCACUGGUCAAUGCACCAAAGGGAGAAGCAAUGACAAAUAGGACAAAUAAACCUGGCAGAGAAUGUGAGUGAUGAUAACAACAUUGGAGAAUAAUGCCAUAAGAUUUAUGACCAGGCUGAGGUUCUCCCUUUGUGUCAGCGACUUGUGACUCCAAAUGUGCUUUCUGUGAAAGCUAAGGUUGUCAAAUGUGGACUGCACAGGCACGCAGACUUAGAGGAAAGCUGCUAAGUCUCUCUAUAAGCCAUACACAGUGUUAUAUGAGCAGCCUUUUGAGCUGUCACUGCUGCCUUGUUUUGUUCGGGUGUUUGAGUUUGUGGCUCUGUCAAUAAAUGGAACUGAAAGCUCAAGAAGACUGUGGAGAGAGAUGCCCAAAACAUAAUUAGUGACCUCGUUAUUAUUAUUCAUAUUGUUAUAAUAUUAUUAUUAACAGAAAAAAAUCUAUAUAAGAAUGCUUAUUUAAUUUCACAGGGCUUUAAAUUCUGAUAUUUUUAGUAAAUGUGUACAUAUCUGAGCUAAAAAUGAAUACUGCCUUGUUAAAUGUUAUUAAAACUGUACAGAAUAUGUCCUGUCCACUGCACCAUGGCAUGUGCCUUAUUUAAUCUGUACAUACAAGUGUAUUGGUGGAUUUGGGUGAC